Messenger RNA from Chelonoidis abingdonii (Abingdon island giant tortoise), 2326 nucleotides. It is a transcript of the gene IRAK1BP1, whose product is annotated as interleukin 1 receptor associated kinase 1 binding protein 1. The record is from RefSeq and is a predicted model, not a curated record. Lineage: Eukaryota; Metazoa; Chordata; Testudines; Testudinidae. Gene Ontology annotation, biological process: immune response; positive regulation of canonical NF-kappaB signal transduction.
AGCAGGAGGCCGGGGAGGCGCGGAGCAGCGUGACCCGGCGGCUGGAGUACAUCGCGCAGAGCGCCCGGCAGCGCGGGGUGCAGGACUUAGAAAUCUCCUGUGAAGGACCUUCCUUGCACAGUGGGCACUGCUUUGUGGAAGAUUUAGAAGGAAACUUGCCUUUAAAUCCAGCUCACAAACUUAUCAUGAAAUUUUGCACGUCCAUGUCUAAGGGAAGAAAAUGUGACUGUGACAAAGGAUUUUAGUAGAGUAGAAAAUGCUUAUCAAAUGGAAGCAGAGGACUGUAGGCGUCCGUUCAACCACUGCAGUAGAGUAAUUGUUUUCUCCUUAUGGGGAGAGUACGCUCCCUGAGGGGCAUGCCCAACUCCCCAGAGUUCAAAUGCUACCUUACUUGCAGACUUUCUAUACCAGUUUCGGAUGGACACUUUUUGUGCAUCCACUGUCUCGGCAAGACACGUAUACCACAGAAGUGCUCGCAUUGUCACAAUCUCAAACCAGGAAGGCAAGAGAUCUCCAACUUAAAUUCCUCCUCAUGGAGAAGUCUCUCUGUCUAGUGUCUCAGCCUGAGGUAUGGACCCCUCCUGGUCAGAGAUCACCAACUACAGUCUUUUACAGGGGCCCUUCUUCCACGGUUCAGGCUUCCGAUCAAUUCACCAAGAAGGUGGCAAACAAACAGGGUACAACGUCCCCGACUCAGGAGUUGGCCAAGAAAGGGCACUCCUCCAAUGGGCAAAUGGCUUUGGUACCAAUCGCACUGAUCCUUUCAGCUGCCGAAAUAGUGGGUCCCUCCAGCACCGUCGGUACCAAGAAAACAAAAUAUGCCAAGUGGCUGAGCUGUUUCACAGGCAGCAAGGGGAAACUGAAAUCCCAUGCUGCGCUACCAGCAGAGCUGAUCAAAAACCCAGUACAGAGCAUCUUGGCGCUUCCACAGAUGAUCCACCACCUAGCGCAGACACCAUGCACUUGAGCUGCACAUUGGCACCGAUGAGCAGAUCAAACCAUCCGGUACCGACUCCUACUACGCCAAUGGUACUGAUGCCAUCCACUUUGCAGCAAUUCCUAUGCCAGGAAGACCUCACUGUCUCCUCGAUACUGGAGUCUACGUAGCAUCCUCGGAACCUAGUCAACCCAGUUCUCCACCUCUUUUCAUCCCGCAAUUUUUUAGCAAUGAUGAGUAUGGAGACAAAGAUGUUCUACACUCUCCACAACAUUCUUCCCCUGUGAAUGCUCUCAUCACACCUGCUCAUCUGUACAAGGCAAGGGCUACCUCAUGGACCCUAAGGACCAAUCCAGGUAUGGGCAUCCUUGGAUGCCACCUAUGCCCUUCACUCCAGAGUACCCAUUUUAGAGCCCGUGGACAGCAUACUUACCACAACAACAACAACACAGACUUGCCAGCCCAUCCAGAGCAAGCACACAUCAUUCAUCCCUAUCAACAGCACAGGGACCACCUGAAUCUAGAGAACGGGGGGGAAGAGGAGGAGGAAUUCUUUGACAAGGACAAUCCACCUGAAGCUCACUUCUCUUCAUCUUUGCCUGAUGACACUAUCAUGCCCCUGCCUCCCAACACAGGAGAUGGUUUGAAACAAUUGCAGGAUCUCUAUAAGAGAGUUGUGAGCUCACUGGACAUUUCCCUUAAAGAGGUCCAGGAGGCACAAUAUAAAUUAAUAGACAUAUUGCACACAUCGACAUCCUCCAAAAUCGCCCUUCCAACAAAUGAUGUGAUUAUGGAACCAGUAAAGUUAUUCUGGCAAACCCCAGCAACGAUCCCACCCACAUGCAAGAGAUCUGAUAAAAAUUACUGCGUGCCCACAAAGGGAACUGAAUUUCUCUUCUCACAUCCAAUGCCGAACUCAUUAGUGAUUGACGUGGUCAAUGAAUGGGGCAGACAAGAAUAUCCAGAAACAUGCCCUAUGACAAAGAUUGGAAGCAGCUCGACGUUUUUGGCCGCAAAGCAUACUCCUCUCUGACCUUAUACUUGAAAAUAGCUAACUAUGAAGCAUUACCAGCAAAAUAUGACCACAAUAAUUAGGCAAAAUUCUCUGAAUUUAUUGAAUUUAUUCCAGAAGAUUUAAAAAAAGCAAUUCAAAUCAAUUCUAUCAGCAGGUCAACUCAUAACCAGAACAGCAUUCCAGGAUGCUCUGGAUUCUGCUGAUACAACAGCGAGGUCCAUAGCCACCAUGGUGGUUAUGAGAAGGGCUUCCUGGCUCCAUCUCUCUGGAUUCCCAAAGCCGAUACAUUCGACACUUGAAGACCAAAGAAUCUAAGCUAUUUGCGCCCAAAACAAAUGAGUCACUACACAUUCUCAAGGACUCGAGGGCAACAC